CCGGAUGCGGCUGGGCUUACGGGACCGGCGUGGAAAGGGAUGAGGUUGAAAUACAGCGGCGUCGCUGCCUACCGGUAAGCUUGAGUUUCGUCGUUCUUUUGCUCCAGCACCAUGGCGUCCAUGUCUGGGUCGAAGCCCAACUGGAUGAAGCCUUCCGGCUCUUGGAAUAUCUUUGCAAGCCCCCGAUGGAUCCGGAUUGCGCUGGCGACGUUUGUGGUCGUGUCGACAUUUGUUUUUCUCGCCGUGGAAACGCGCGCGUUCGAUCAUAUUUCCAUUCCGGAGUUUAAAAGUCACAAAAGCGACAGCGCUGCCAAACCAGAAGAAAAGGAGCCAAUACCGCAAGCACCGCCUUAUGUCAACGCCAACAUCACUCUCGACAGGGAAGAGAGGCUAGCAUACGUCACAUUUCUCUCCGGAACCGUUGAUGCGGGCGAUGAUCUGGAGGAGGACAAGUACUUCCAAGCUAUCCGGAUUCUCGUCUGGCAGCUCGUACAUAAAGAGGAGACUCGCACAAAGCACGAUGUCGUCGUUAUGGUCACACCCAGCGUCUCUCAGGCGCGGCGCGACCGGCUAGCGAAGGACGGUGCCAUCGUUCACGCUGUCGAAUUCCUGCACACCGAAAACGAUAGUUGGGUUCACGCCGAGCUGCACCGAUGGGAUGACGUUAUGACGAAGCUACGCGUCUGGGAAAUGACACAAUACGACCGCAUCCUUGUCAUGGACGGAGACUCGAUGCUGCUCAAGAAUCUCGACGGCGUUUUCGACGACCCGGGCGCCCAGCUCCUUGCCACCAAGCCCACGAACGAGACGAACUUACCCUCCACCUACCUCCUCGCCUCCAACUCCGAAGUCUGGGACUCGACCCAUUCCUUCCCACCCGGUCACGGCACCGGCCUGAAGAAGGCCGGCAAAAUGAACGCAGGUUUCUUCAUCCUCGCACCCUCACUCGACGCGUUCGACUACUACAAAGAGCUCCUCAACACCCCCAACUCCUUCGAUCCCCGAUACCCCGAACAAAACCUCAUGAACCACGCACAUCGUUGGGACGGGCCGAUGCCGUGGCGGGAGAUAGCAUAUACCUGGAACAUCCGUUGUCCGAACGACGUGGAUAUUGCCAAGGGCCUGGUCAGCGUCCACGAGAAGUGGUGGAAACAACCGUAUAUUUAUGAGAACGCCAAGACGAAGCAAUGGCUGUUGACGAGGCGGUGGGAAAUGAAGGGCUGGUAUGACGCUUUUGAGGGAGUGAACUUGACGCGCGUAUGAGUACUUGCGAUAGCAUAGCAGCGAGGCGCUUUGGAGUUAGAUGUUUGUUGCGAUAAUACCCAAUAUCAUAUCAUGUUCAUUUCAAGAUUAUAUCAUACAAAUUUUGGCCAAUAUCCACAGCUUACGGUGAUACUCAGUCUCGAAAGCGCCAAUGUGUUGACGGAGCGAGGUAGUGCAAAACUAUAGAAGGUAUUAUACUAUGCUACGAAGAACCAUCUUGCUUGCUCAUCGCUGAAGAUACUGAAACGUGAAGCGAAAAAAGUAUACACACUGUAAGACAUGCUCAAACUGCGCUGUCAAUGAUGCAUGUAAGUCGUGGCGACUCGCUGUGUAGCUUUUGAACACCGCAAAGCCUAUCCAUACGAGUGCUUCGGCCAUGUCAGCUUACAUCUGCUUGUAGAUGCUAUCCAUACGAUCCCGAAG
This is a messenger RNA of Alternaria rosae, 1686 nucleotides long. Its product is annotated as nucleotide-diphospho-sugar transferase. The transcript has a single exon. The record is from RefSeq and is a predicted model, not a curated record. Gene Ontology annotation, biological process: protein N-linked glycosylation. The coding region runs from base 112 to 1263 and encodes 383 amino acids. Gene Ontology annotation, molecular function: glycosyltransferase activity. Lineage: Eukaryota; Fungi; Ascomycota; Dothideomycetes; Pleosporales; Pleosporaceae.